AUGCCACAGAUGUCGGAGAACAUCUGCAGCGCGCCGGUCGCUGGUAACAUCGCGCCGUCGGCGCACAGCCCAUGCCACUCCGUAUCCUCUGCCCUCCCAGUUACCAACGGCCUGGUGUUCAAUGACCUAACCAAUUCGUCCUUCUCGGAGCACCCAUUGAGCGAGUCGAGUGGCGGCGUCUUGAUCCAGCCGCAGAUCUCCGGUAACGUUGCUGACUUCCAGAACUUUUUCGAUGAGCCGAGCAAUUGGGAGUGGGCAGUGAACGCCCUAUCCGUGGAACCAGGACACAGCGAUCGCAACAUCUUUGUCUCGAAGCUGCCACCCACCUUCAAGGAUGCGGAUCUGCAGGAGCUGUUUCAGAACUUCGGCCCCGUGGUGUCGGCCAAGGUGAUGCUGAAUGUGAAGACGGGUGUCUCCAAGGAGACGGGCUUUGUGCAGUUCACCAACUACAAGGACGCACUGCGUGCCCGCGCUUUCUUCCGACUCCGCGUGCCCUCCUCGUCGACCACGCCUGCAAUGCCAGAGGUGGUGACGCAAUGGGCGCAGAACAAGCACGACGGUGGCCUCUACGGCGAGCGAUGCCAGCAGGUUCGCAAGCUGUUCAUCCGAAACGUUCCGGGGCAUAUCACGCAGGCGGAUAUGAGGGGGUUUGUCAGCCAAUUCGGAAGCGUGGGUGAUGUCUCGGUGCACAGCGAUACGUAUGACGCUGCACCGGCCUCCUCCCCUGGGCGAGGGCGGCGCCUCAAGCAGAUUUCUUCUUCCGAGGGCACCGAAGGGGAGGAGGCAGAGGCGUCUCGGUCAAGCACUGAGGAGGAGGAACGCGAGACGAUCAUCUGUUUCGUGACCUUUGUGGAGGCCGGGGCAGCGAUGCGGGCGUGCCGUGCGAUCCACAACACAACACCGUUCGAUUCGUGCAACGGGGUGCCGUUGAUGGCCAAGCUGGCGGAGGAUAACAGCUCUCGUCACGCCCGGCGCCACCACGGCGCAGCAGGGGCGAAGGCUUUGCCCGCCUCGCGCGGCGCGUGCGCACCCUUGUGCGACGGCAGCAGCGCCUACAGUAGCGUCUAUAGCAGCGAGGCGCACACGCCCCUCGCUGGUGCGGUCGGCUAUCACCGCGUCAGCCAUCCGUCUCAGGUGCCGGUGUCACAGCAUCAGCAGCAGCAGUACAACGCCGUUUCCAACUACAUCAUGCAGCCACCACCUCCGCCGAUGCUGUCGGCGAGUUAUUUGCACACGGACUUGUCGCCUGUGUACCGCAGCCAGCCUUCGACACCGCAGCACUCUUCGCAGAGUGCACAGAACACCGGCUUCGGCAUUCCGGCCCCGCGCCGGAGUUUUCAGCAGCGCUGCGCUGCCAUGUCCCCGACAUCGGCUGUGCUGCCAGCAACGGUCAUCACGCCUUGCUCGCCUUCCAUCCUCUCCACGACGAUGUCGCCCACUGCCCAGCAGCAGGCCCACUCGGCUUGCACUCGCCGCGUGCCGCUGCCGCCGGCGCUCUCCAUGGAGGCAACCGAGAGCGUGUCGACGAGCGUGGCGAUCCCAACCACCACGACGUCCGCCCCAUGCUCGCUGCCCCACCCCGCUGCCGUCUACGCACACACGCCGCUCCGCAGCUUUAGGGAGACACCUGUGCAGUCGCCACGCCACCGACAAAGUCCCCCAUCUGCGACCCAGGUGGGGAACUACUUGAGCGACACCUGCACGGCUAUGCACACCCCGUACAUCGGACAUCAGCACCAGCAGCGGCGCUUGCCCAUGAACCAUGAUGACGUCCAGGGUGCUUACCACCCGAACGGCGACUUCUAUCAGGAGUACACUUACAGCGACCCCAUGGGCCCGAUGGAGCUGAACAUGCAUCCCAUCUCGUCUUCGACGUCGUCAGAGACGAUUCGCGAGUACGGCAACACUGGCGGCGCUGAGCUCAGUGCCUACCAGGCUUGUGAUAACCAGUGCGACGUAGCGCCGCUCUGGCAGCGACGCAUGGACCGCCACGGAGCAACAACGGUGUAUGCAGCUGCCGUGGCGGCCCCUGCCAUGGUGCCGGAUCUCUCGUCGUGCACCGCUUACGAUGCGCAGCAGGCAUAUGCGUGCGCCGAAGUCGCGCUCUCCAUGGGCGCGACCAUGCAACCGGAAAUCUGGGGGACUACCUCGUCACAGCAGCCGAAGUCUGCGGUGCCCUCGCCGUACGCGCUAUACCACCAAGCCAUGGUCCUGAAUAGCGGCAGCCAGACUACCACUCCGAGCAACGGGGCGUCGGGGUCGGUGCGGUACCGCAACAACCCGUACAGCAUGCGCCUCGUUCGCACCGUUGCACUGAAUUCAUCGCCGUGCGUAGACAGCUGA
This is a messenger RNA of Leishmania mexicana MHOM/GT/2001/U1103, 2343 nucleotides long. Its product is annotated as putative RNA binding protein. Gene Ontology annotation, cellular component: ribonucleoprotein complex. Lineage: Eukaryota; Euglenozoa; Kinetoplastea; Trypanosomatida; Trypanosomatidae. The coding region runs from base 1 to 2343 and encodes 780 amino acids. Gene Ontology annotation, molecular function: RNA binding. The record is from RefSeq and is a predicted model, not a curated record. The transcript has a single exon.